Messenger RNA from Mesitornis unicolor (brown roatelo), 4561 nucleotides. It is a transcript of the gene ANKIB1, whose product is annotated as ankyrin repeat and IBR domain containing 1. Gene Ontology annotation, molecular function: ubiquitin protein ligase activity; zinc ion binding; ubiquitin conjugating enzyme binding. The transcript has 19 exons. The record is from RefSeq and is a predicted model, not a curated record. Gene Ontology annotation, cellular component: cytoplasm; ubiquitin ligase complex. NCBI's taxonomy places the organism in Eukaryota, Metazoa, Chordata, Aves, Mesitornithiformes, Mesitornithidae. The coding region runs from base 1 to 3285 and encodes 1094 amino acids. Gene Ontology annotation, biological process: protein polyubiquitination; ubiquitin-dependent protein catabolic process; positive regulation of proteasomal ubiquitin-dependent protein catabolic process.
AUGGGAAAUACAACCACUAAAUUCCGCAAAGCUCUUAUAAAUGGAGAUGAAAACUUGGCCUGCCAAAUCUAUGAGAGCAACCCUCAACUAAAGGAAACUCUUGACCCAAAUACUUCUUACGGAGAAACGUACCAGCACAACACUCCGCUGCAUUAUGCUGCUAGGCAUGGAAUGAACCGUAUACUGGGAACUUUCCUUUUUGUUAGAGACGGUAACCCAAAUAAACGGAAUGUGCACAAUGAGACAUCUAUGCACUUACUGUGUAUGGGACCUCAGAUCAUGAUCUCAGAAGGAGCUCUUCAUCCUCGCCUGACACGACCCUCAGAAGAUGACUGCAGAAGAGCAGACUGUCUGCAAAUGAUCCUGAAGUGGAAGGGAGCAAAGCUAGAUGAAGGACAAUAUGAACGAGCAGCCAUUGAUGCUGUCGAUAACAAAAAAAAUACACCUUUGCACUAUGCUGCUGCUUCAGGGAUGAAAACCUGUGUCGAGCUUCUAGUAAAACAUGGUGGAGAUUUGUUUGCAGAAAAUGAAAAUAAAGAUACUCCAUGUGACUGUGCAGAGAAACAACACCACAAGGAGCUGGCUCUUAACCUGGAAUCUCGAAUGGUAUUUUCACGUGAUCCUGAAGCUGAAAGCAUUGAAGCUGAAUAUGCUGCUUUAGACAAGAAAGAGCCAUAUGAGGGGCUGAGACUUCAGGACCUGCGAAGGCUUAAGGAUAUGCUGAUCGUGGAAUCUGCUGACAUGCUCCAAGCCCCGCUCUUUACUGCAGAAGCUCUACUUCGGGCACAUGACUGGGACAGGGAGAAGUUACUUGAAGCAUGGAUGUCUAAUCCGGAGAACUGCUGCCAGCGUUCAGGGGUUCAGAUGCCAACUCCCCCCCCAAGUGGAUACAACGCAUGGGAUACGCUCCCUUCUCCACGAACUCCACGCACUACUCGCUCUUCUGUGACUUCCCCCGAUGAAAUCAGCCCCUCACCGGGAGACAUUGAGACAGCUGUGUGUGACAUUUGUAUGUGUAAUAUUUCUAUAUUUGAAGACCCAGUGGACAUGCCUUGUGGACAUGACUUCUGCAGAGCAUGCUGGGAGGCAUUUUUGAAUAUGAAAAUUCAAGAGGGUGAAGCUCACAACAUUUUUUGCCCAGCAUAUGAUUGUUUCCAGCUUGUGCCUGUAGACAUCAUAGAAAGUGUGGUUUCCAAGGAGAUGGACAAAAGAUACCUUCAAUUUGACAUUAAGGCCUUUGUUGAAAAUAAUCCUGCUAUUAAAUGGUGUCCUAUACCAGGCUGUGAAAGAGCUGUAAGGCUAACAAGACAAGGAUCAAAUUCAACAGGAUCAGAUACACUUAGCUUCCCUAUGCUGAAAGCCCCUGCUGUAGAUUGUGGAAAAGGACAUCUUUUCUGCUGGGAAUGUCUUGGUGAAGCACAUGAACCUUGUGACUGCCAAACCUGGAAGGACUGGCUGCAGAAAAUAUCUGAAAUGAAGCCAGAAGAACUUGUGGGAGUGAGUGAGGCAUAUGAAGAUGCUGCCAACUGCCUGUGGUUACUAACGAACUCCAAACCAUGCGCCAACUGCAAAUCUCCAAUUCAGAAGAAUGAGGGCUGCAACCACAUGCAGUGUGCAAAGUGCAAGUAUGACUUUUGCUGGAUAUGCUUAGAAGAAUGGAAGAAGCACAGCUCUUCCACUGGAGGCUACUACAGAUGCACUCGCUAUGAAGUUAUUCAACAUGUAGAGGAACAGUCCAAGGAGAUGACAGUAGAGGCUGAAAAGAAACAUAGAAGAUUUCAAGAGCUUGAUAGGUUUAUGCACUAUUACACAAGAUUUAAGAAUCAUGAACUUAGCUACCAGUUAGAACAGCGCCUUCUAAAGACAGCCAAAGAAAAGAUGGAGCAGUUGAGUAGAGCCCUCAGUGGAACUGAGGGAGACUGUCCUGAUACCACAUUCAUUGAAGAUGCAGUGCAAGAGCUUCUAAAAACUCGCCGCAUUCUUAAGUGUUCUUAUCCAUAUGGAUUCUUUUUGGAGCCUAAAAGCACAAAGAAAGAAAUAUUUGAACUUAUGCAGACAGACCUAGAAAUGGUCACUGAGGACCUUGCACAGAAAGUGAACAGGCCUUACCUUCGGACUCCUCGCCAUAAAAUCAUCCGUGCAGCUUGUCUUGUGCAGCAGAAACGGCAAGAGUUCCUGGCCUCUGUGGCCCGCGGUGUUGCUCCUGCAGACUCGCCAGAAGCACCCAGGCGCAGCUUUGCCGGUGGAACAUGGGAUUGGGAAUAUUUAGGAUUUGCAUCCCCUGAGGAAUAUGCUGAAUUUCAGUAUCGGAGGAGGCAUAGACAGCGUCGACGUGGAGACAUGCACAGUCUGCUGAGUAAUACUCCGGACCCUGAUGACCCCAGUGAGAGUACAUUAGACACUCAGGAAGGUGGCAGUAGUAGAAGACACGGCACCUCCAUGGUGAGUUCAGCUUCUAUGGGUAUUCUGCACAGCUCUUCGCUUCAUGACUAUACCCCUGUCAGUCACUCUGAAAACCAGGACUCUCUUCAGGCUCUGAGUUCUUUGGAUGAAGAUGACCCAAACAUCCUGCUAGCUAUUCAGUUAUCGUUACAAGAAUCUGGCUUGGCCACAGAUGAAGAAACUAGAGACUUUCUAAAUAAUGAGGCAUCUUUAGGAGCAAUAGGUACCUCUUUGCCUACAAGACUGGACUCUGCUCCCAUAAGUAUAGAUAACCCCAGAGGCGCUCUGAGCAGCUCCGAGCUGUUAGAACUUGGUGACAGUCUGAUGAGACUGGGUGCAGGCAAUGAUCCUUUUGCAGUCGAUCGUCUUCAUUCACACCCCUGCAGCGACACCAGAAGUGGAUUAUACUCAACAUCUAGUGACGCUGAUUCCAGCAGUCAAGAUCCCAAUACCAGUGAAAAUCUGCUUGGAAAUAUUAUGGCCUGGUUUCAUGACAUGAACCCACAGAGUAUUGCUCUGAUCCCCUCAACAAGCACAGAAACAGAUGAGGAGUCACAGCAACCCAGUACUGAAGAUGGCUUAGCAGGACAACCAAAUCUUAUAGACACAGGGCUGGAGCCUCAGGAAGAGCAUGCACUAUUUGAGGAUGCACUCAAAAAUGAAGGCCGAGGAACCCAAACAGAGGAAAGCACUUCUGAAGAAAACAUUAUUCCAGGUGAAACGGUAUCGCAAAGAGGUGAUAACAACAGGGAGGCAACAAGCACCCUGGGUCCUUCAGGAGAUGCUUCAAGUCAGACUCCUCAAACCUCAAGUGAAUGGAUUGAACAUGUGCAUCUGGUAUGAAUAGAAACUAAACCUGGAGUAAAUGCAUGAUGGUGACAGAUGGUACAGUAUGUGGAGUAAGCAUUAUGGAGGCUUUGAUCCACAUAAUUACAGCUCAGUUGUAACCACUGACGUAACAACGGAUAUUUAGGAGUUCUCUUGAAUUGUAGUUCUUUAUAAUAAUGUGAACCUUUCAAGGAAUAUCCUUUGCAUUUAAUUAGGUAGUACUUGCCUUUUUGCUCUCAAGAAAAAGGAAUAAGUAGGUUGUAUUCCACAUUCCUAAUACAAUGCAGCAUCUGUUUAGCCUUAGGUUGAUGAUCCUUAACUUGAAAAUACAGAUUAAAGGCUUACACUGAUUAUUUUGGUUGGUUUUCCUAAGAAAGCGUUUAUUCCAUUUUUUAGAGCUCAUUCUUUCACCAGAAUAGCAUCUAGCAAUUCAUUUGCUUUUUUUUUCCCCCAUAACUUUUCCUUACUCAUUUUUCAUUUUUGUUAGCAGUGUGAACGGAGGUAUUUAAUGCUUCUCUUCAGUACUGCUCCAGGAACAAGUUUUAGGGGAUAUUCUUUCCCAUUAAAAUCAAAGAUUUUUCAUGUCUAUUUACAGUCCAAACGUGCCAAACUGUGAAUAGUUAGCUGGCAGUAGCCUCACGAAACAGUGCAGUGUUACUCUAUCGAACUAAUCCCACAAUUCUUAGCAGUGAAAGAAACCACUGGGUAGCAUUGCUUCUCUAAAUUUAACUGGCAUGUGUUGCCAUGGUGACUGCAUUUAAUUAAAUGUAGCCUGUAUCUUAAGUUAAUAAAAACCUAAUGCUGCUGUUAAACAGUUAUUUUAAAUAUUAAAAUACAGUGAGUUAGCAACAGCUAUGCUGUAUUUUAAGAGACACUUUAAUGGAAGUGCAAUCAUAGUUCUUUGUUUUCAUAAUUCUGCGAAGCAUUCUAUGCACUAAUAGUGCAAUUACUUUUAAUGAUAACAUUUUAUAAAAAUAUAGGAAUACAGAAUUUUCAUAUAUUAGCCAGUCCCACAGUCAAAGUUCAGAUAACACAUUCUGCUCGACAUGUUACGGUGCCUUUGCCUAACCCGACUGGAUAGUUGCCACAGUUAAACAAGUAAUUCCAAUUCAGUGUCUGUUCUGGAGUAACUAUGCUAUUAAUUGCAAAGACCUCCAUAAAACCACCCAUGGCCUUGCCUUUACAGUAAAUAACUAAAUGUUCGGUCAGUGUUUUUGCAUAAACAAAACACUGGUAGGUAUUUGUUCAAUUGCACAAUAUUCAUUUGCUGUGUGAUUACUGUUUAGUGUAA